AACAUGGCAGGAAGGAGCGGGCUGUACAGUAGUUAGCUCAUGAGGUGUUAAAACUGCUACGUUACAUCAGUUUAAUAAGAAAAUAAGCAUUGUUUGCCUUCAACGGCAGACGUGUUUAUUGGCUUAUUAAAACACAAUUUACGUUUAUUACUGUUUAAUGUCCAGCAUUGUUAUAAAGGUGUCGAGAAAGAUGUGCCGCUAACGUUAGCUCAAAAAUGCUAAUGAUUGCAACUUGCUAACUUGGCUAACAAGUAAACAUGCUGCAUCAACUAUACACAUAGAGGUGACUGAAAGACAGCGUGGUGUGAGGAUCCGUACUUUUGGGCCCGUACAGCACUGCAGGGAUGAAGAAGUGGAACAGGCGAGAAGGACAGCGACCGCACAGGCGACAAGGUGCUGGUCAACGCCACGGCUGGUUCAGAGACAACCGGCGAAGAUCAACGCAGGACGAGCAGUGGUCCGAUGCAGGGCCAUCAAUAAGAGCAUCUCAGAGGAGAUAUGAAAACCAUUCCGUCUCUUCCUCUUCCUCAUCCCCCUCAUCUUCAUCUUCUUCCUCCUCCAUGGCCAGCAGUGCUGCACCAGAGCUGCCUGGUUUCUACUUUGACCCAGAGAAAAAUCGUUAUUUCCGCCUGUUGCCCGGACACAACAACUGUAACCCGCUGACCAGAGAGCAGUUGCAGGAGAAAGAGAGAGAGAAAGAGAGAAACAAGAUGCUGGCGGAGGAUGAAAAGCCCAGAAAAAAAGCACCAAGAAGAGGACUGAACACUUCACUGCUGCUUCAGAGAAGACACCUUGGCCUGUUACCUGAGAACUCAUAUUGCAGGCUGGUCCAUGAGGUGAAGGUCAGUGGGAUGAGACGCCACAAACUAGAGAUCCAGAGCACGGACAACAGCAACCCCAAUACUGACAACUUCAGGCUCAUAGUGGGGGACUCAGCAUGCGAGCGAGUGUUCACAGUCAACGAUGUCUCGCACGGAGGCUGCAAGUACGGCAUCAUGAACUUCAGCAGCAGCAGCCGGGGAUCGCUUUCUGUGGAAAUGUGCGACAACCUCUACUUCACCAACCGCAAGGUGAAUUCCAUCUGCUGGGCCUCAGUCAACUACCCAGACUCCCACGUCUUACUGUGUCUGGUAGGAGUGGCAGACACACCUGGCUGCGUCAGUUUACUUCCUGCUUCCCUCUUCAGCAACUCCAACCCAGAGCAGCCCGGGAUGCUGUGUAGUUUUAAGAUAUCCUCUGCCUGGUCUUGUGCUUGGUGUCUCAACCCCCAGUUUGACAAGACCUUCAGCACUGGCCUGUCUCGCAGGGUGAUAGUGAAAGAUGCAGAGACGGGACGAACGCAGACGUACAGCACUGGCAGCGACGUCUUGGCUCAGCAGUUUGCCCUUAGGGUCCCUGUGCUGUUUAAUGGCUGCCGAUCGGGGGAGAUCUUUAGCAUUGACCUGCGGCAGCGUGGCCGCAGGGAUCAAAGCUGGAAGACCAGCCGCUUCCAUCAAGAAUCAGCCAUCACCUCCGUACACGUCCUGCAGGACGAGAACUACCUGCUUGCUGCUGACAUGUUGGGCCAGAUUAAGCUGUGGGAUGUGCGUGUGACAAAGCCAGUGCAGGAGUACAAAGGGCACUACAAUGAGCAUGCCUACCUCCCCAUCCACGUCAAUGAGCCCGAGGGGCUUUUGUUGGCAGUUGGUCAGGAUUGCUACACAAGGUUAUGGAGCCUAAAAGACGGCCACCUACUGAGGACUAUCCCAUCACCCCACCCGGCCGCAAACGACCUGAUCCCGAGUGUUGUCUUCUCCUCCAAGUUGGGUGGCUGCAGGGGGCUCCCGGGCCUACUCAUGGCCGUCAAACACGACCUUUACUACUUCCCGUACAACACAGAUUACCAGGAAGGAGGAGAGCAGCAGGCUGGCUUUUAGGAAAAGACUGAACAUUUAUCUUCUCACAAAUAAUUUCUUCAAACAAUGACAGCAUAAUUUUUUUGCCAAACGUAUGAAUGGGGUUAUAUUCAUAUAUACAAAGCAUAAGUAUUGUAUAAUUGAAGAAGUUUGGCAAGAAUGCAGUUCAUUUCCACAUGGUUGUACUGAACGUUUGAUUGGGAAGAUGACCUCGGAAGAGUUGCAGUGAAAUCUCAGGGGAAUGUUAUUUUUGACAGACUUGUUUGUGCCAACAGGAAACGCAUGCCACAUAUGAGUCCAACAGUUACUCAAGUUAGGACAAUGCUUUCUGUAACCUUUACAAAAAAAGUGCACUUACUUAUGACAUGAUUGACUAAUUUAGGAUGCCUCCCAUCUGAAUUUGAAAGACAAUACAGCACAUCUACUAUAAAUCGACACAUUUUAUAAUUUAAAUAAAUCACUAAAACACUGA
Messenger RNA from Micropterus dolomieu (smallmouth bass), 2367 nucleotides. It is a transcript of the gene wdr21, whose product is annotated as WD repeat domain 21. The coding region runs from base 345 to 1916 and encodes 523 amino acids. Lineage: Eukaryota; Metazoa; Chordata; Actinopteri; Centrarchiformes; Centrarchidae. Gene Ontology annotation, cellular component: Cul4-RING E3 ubiquitin ligase complex. The record is from RefSeq and is a predicted model, not a curated record. The transcript has 13 exons. Gene Ontology annotation, molecular function: protein binding.